Molecule: messenger RNA, 2585 nt
Organism: Helianthus annuus (common sunflower)
Lineage: Eukaryota; Viridiplantae; Streptophyta; Magnoliopsida; Asterales; Asteraceae
Product: protein ACCUMULATION AND REPLICATION OF CHLOROPLASTS 6, chloroplastic
Exons: 6
Coding region: 70-2421 (783 amino acids)
Biological process (GO): chloroplast fission
Cellular component (GO): chloroplast inner membrane
Source: RefSeq, a predicted model, not a curated record
AGUAUUAGUCUAGAUAACAUCACUCCUACAACUCAACACCAGUCCAACAACGCACUUCAAUAUUUUCCGAUGCAACCUCUCAGCCACCUGAGAACCGUCAUUUGCGUGCCGUUAACCACCGCAUCGCCACCGUCAAACCCUAAAAACCACCUCAUCCCACACGCCGUGAGCGGCGGACCUACCAGCAGCUUCUCCGCCAGCAAAUGGGCGAACCGACUCUUCGCCGACUUCCAAUUCCUCCCUACAACCACCAAUGCCGACUCGCCGGAUGUAACCGACACCGCUCUCACGCCGCCGUACACUCCGCCGCCCUCCGACCGCCACGUGGCUAUGCCGAUUGACUUCUACAGAGUUCUCGGAGCGAAGGAACACUUUGUAGGUGAUGGAAUUGUUAGGUGUUAUGAAGCUAGGGUUUCGAAACCGCCUCAGUAUGGUUAUAGUGAGGAUGUGUUGAUUAGCCGGAGGCAGAUUCUUCAGGCGGCUUGUGAAACCCUAACGAACCCUAGCUUGAGACGAGAGUAUGAUUUAGGGUUUGUGGAUGAUGCGAUUGUUACUGAUGUUCCGUGGGAUAAUGUGCCGGGAGCUUUGUGUGUGUUGCAAGAAAGUGGUGAGGAUGAACUGGUGCUUCAAAUCGGUGAGAGUUUACUGAAAGAGAGACUACCCAAAUCAUUCAAGCAGGAUGUUGUGUUGGCAAUGGCACUGUCCUAUAUCGAAAUCUCAAGGGAUACGAUGGCGAUGUCUCCCCCUGAUUAUAUCAAGGGUUGUGAAUUGCUGGAAAGAGCGCUUAAGUUAUUGCAGGAAGAAGGUGCAAGCAGCCUUGCACCGGAUUUGCAAUCACAAAUUGAUGAAACUUUAGAAGAGAUAAGCCCACGAUAUGUGCUGGAACUUUUGGCGUUACCUCUUGAUGAUGAAUACCAAACAAGAAGGACAGAGGGUCUUCAAGGUGUGCGCAAUAUUUUGUGGGCUGUUGGAGGUGGUGGUGCCGCUGCUGUUGCUGGCGGAUUUACACGUGAAGAUUUCAUGAACGAGGCCCUCUUACGGAUGACUGCAGUGGAACAGAUUGAACUCUUUAGUGCCACACCAAAGAACAUACCGGCAGAAAGUUUUGAAGUUUACGGAGUUGCUUUAGCACUUGUAGCACAAGCCGUCAUGGGCAAAAAGCCUCAUCAUAUUUCAGAUGCCGAAAAUUUAUUUCAAGAACUUCAACAAAUCAAAGUAACAUCCUUGAGUGAUCCAUCACUUACAUACAGCGUAAAAGAAGUUCGCCAGAUAGAUUACUCAUUAGAACGGGGUCUCUGUUCACUUCUUGUAGGUGAAGUUGACGAAUGUCGCUCAUGGUUAGGUUUGAACAAUGAAAACUCACCGUACCUAGACCCUUCCAUUGCUACUUUUGUUCUUGAACAUUCCGGAAACGAUCCCGACAACGAUCUUCUUCCGGGCCUUUGUAAGUUGUUGGAAGCAUGGUUGACGGCAGUUGUUUUUCCUAGGUUUAGAGAUACCACGGAUGUUAAUUUUAAGCUUGGGGAUUAUUACGAUGAUCCUGUUGUAUUGAGAUAUUUAGAAAGGCUCGAAGGCGGUGGUGGUGGUUCGUCGUUGGCGGCAGCCGCUGCCAUUGCGAAAAUCGGUGCUGAAGCUACUGCGGUUCUCGAUAGUGUUAAAUUAGAGGCAAUUCAGGCGUUACAGAAGGUUUUUCCACUCGGUCAAGAGUCAGAGAGCACUGUUAGAUGUUAUGAUAACAAUAACGAUGAGUUUGAUGAUUCUGAUGUUAUUGAGAGUGAUAAUUUAAUCACUGUUUCUGAAGAAAAUAGUUUAAAUAAUAGUGAUGAAAGUAAAGAAGAAGAAACGAUAACUUACCAGAUAAAAGAUGCGGCUGUGAAGAUUAUGUGUGCUGGUGUGGUGGUGGGAUUGAUGACUUUGGCGGGCUUAAAAUUUUUGCCGUUCAAGAAAGGCUCUACUGAGUAUAAAGAAGCAAGUCCGCCUAUGACUUCUGAUGCCGUCACUGUGGAGGAGAGUGUAGUUGAAGAAAUACCUAGAAUGGAUGCAAGAUAUGCUGAAGGUCUAGUGCGCAAGUGGCAGAGCGUCAAAUCCCAGGCCCUCGGACCUCAUCAUCACCUCUCAAAAUUGUCCGAGGUAUUAGAUGGUGAAAUGCUGAAGAUCUGGUUAGAUCGAGCAACCGAAAUUGGUGAACGUGGUUGGUUUUGGGAGUACAAUCUUUUAAACAUGAGCAUUGACAGUGUGACGAUUUCACCAGACGGGCGGCUAGCUGUUGUGGAAGCAACCCUCGAAGAGUCCGCUAAGUUGACUGAUUUGACAAAUUCGGAAAACAAUGACUCGUACAGUUCAACCUACACUACACGUUAUGAGCUGUCAUAUACAAACUCAGCAUGGAAAAUCACAAAGGGGGCUGUCCUUAAAUCUUAGUUAUGUCUCCUUCACUGUUAGUUGUGUUAGGUGUUGCUUAUAAAAAUAAAAAUAUAAUACAAGUCUGUAUAGGUAGCUGGUGUUUGGAUGUAAUUUUUAAUAUUUGUGGUCAUUUACAAGAAAUAUCACAAUUAAACCAUAUUAUUAUGAAUCGGUUUUGGUUA